UAAUUUCACUCAGUAUCUCAGUGUAAUCUAAAAAAAAAAUACACACAUAUAUAUAUAUAUUACUAAUAUUUUAAUUUAAUGCCUUAUUUACUGAAUAUAUUAGCACGUUAUUUAUAAUAAAUACUCACUAUCCACUGACUUUUAAGUGGUUAAGUAUUAUAACAUAAGCAAUAUGACUGAUUUUUCUGAACCUGAAAAUUCUGUGUCGGCUGAACAAGCCGCGGAGGCGGAAAGAUUCAAAGAAGCGGCGAAUGUGUAUUUUAAAAUCCAAAGUUAUGAGGAGGCCAUUGAAAAUUACACGAAAGCAAUAGAAUUAAAUCCCUACAUGGCAUCGUAUUAUGGGAACAGAAGUUUUGCGUAUCUCAAGACCGAAUGUUUUGGUUACGCAUUAAACGAUGCUACCAAGGCCAUCGAAUUGGACAAGAACUAUGUUAAGGGCUACUGGAGACGAGCUGCAGCUAACAUGUCAUUGAGUAAAUUUAAAUUAGCGCUCAAAGAUUUCGAAACAGUCACCAAGGCCCGACCCCACGACAAUGACGCUAAACUUAAAUAUACUGAGUGUUUUAAAAUUGUUAAAAAAUUGGCGUUCGAAAAAGCCAUUUCAGUUGAUGACAACAAAAAAAAUAUUGCCGAUUCAAUUAAUCUAGACUCUAUGGCGAUCGAUGAUGAUUACAAUGGACCAAAAUUAGAGAAUGGAAAAGUGACGUUAGAUUUUAUGAAAGAUUUACUCAAGUGGUAUAAAGACGAAAAUAAAUUGCACAGGAAGUACGCCUACCAAAUUUUACUAGAUGUAAAGAAUUGGUUUAUGGCACAGCCUAGUUUGGUCGACGUCACAAUACCUGACGAUAGUAAAUUUACAAUUUGUGGUGAUAUACACGGUCAAUUUUAUGAUCUAUUAAAUAUAUUUGAACUCAAUGGUCUACCAUCAGAGACUAAUCCAUAUUUGUUCAAUGGAGACUUCGUUGAUCGAGGGUCAUUUUCAGUAGAAUGUAUAUUUACACUAUUUGGAUUUAAAUUAUUGUAUCCAAACCACUUUUUCAUGUCCAGAGGAAAUCACGAGUCAGCAAUAAUGAAUCAUAUGUACGGAUUCGACGGGGAAGUCAAAGCUAAAUACACCCCGCAAAUGGCCCAACUGUUUACCGAAGUUUACAAUUGGUUACCACUAGCGCACUGUCUCAACAACAGAGUCCUCGUGAUGCACGGCGGAUUGUUCUCGCGAGACGACGUGACACUGCAGGAAAUACGAGAAACUGACAGAAAUCGACAGCCGCCAGAUGAAGGUGUCAUGUGCGAAUUAUUGUGGUCAGAUCCGCAACCGCAACCAGGACGCGCACCAAGCAAACGGGGUGUUGGUGUCCAAUUCGGACCUGAUGUCACACAUAACUUCUUGAAGCUCAACGGUCUUGAUUAUAUUGUCAGGAGUCAUGAAGUUAAAAAUGAGGGUUACGAAGUUAGUCAUGAGGGAAAAUGUAUAACUGUUUUCUCAGCUCCAAACUAUUGCGAUACAAUGGGUAACCGUGGUGCCUUUAUUACACUAAAUGGCAAAGAUAUGAUACCAAACUUCACAUCGUACGAUGCAGUGCCUCAUCCAAAUGUUAGGCCAAUGCAGUACGCAACUUCCUUGAUGAAAUUCAUGAUCUAAUAAAAUGAAAUACUAUUAUUUAACGAUUAAUUAAUAAUGGUAAUAAUAUUAAUAAUAAUAAUAAUAAGAAGAAUAAUAGUAAGAGCGAAUAAUUAAUAUGAAUAAUAUUAAUGAUAAUAAUAACGAUAACGGUAAUAUUGAUAAUAAUUGCGAUUAAAAUUCAAUUAGAUGAAUAAAAGUGUGGAUAAUAUAUUUGAUACAACCGCGAGAAAAAAAGACACGCUUACACUUUUACAAAAACUAAUAAAAUUAAAAUAUCAAUACUCAUAAUAGGAAAAUGAAAUCAGAAUGUAUGAUAUUUUAAAUGAAUGAUUUUUCGCAAUGUAGCUAAGUAACAAAAAAAAAAAGAAACAAAGAACAAAAUAACGCCGUGAUAAUGAGCUGAUGUGCUUUCUCAUUUUUUAAAUCUUUUUAUGGAUUGUAAAAUAGCGUUUGUUUCGACGAAAACAGAGCUUGUUAUUAAAAUGUAA
Messenger RNA from Microplitis mediator, 2112 nucleotides. It is a transcript of the gene PpD3, whose product is annotated as serine/threonine-protein phosphatase 5. The coding region runs from base 173 to 1642 and encodes 489 amino acids. The transcript has 7 exons. Gene Ontology annotation, cellular component: cytosol; nucleus. Lineage: Eukaryota; Metazoa; Arthropoda; Insecta; Hymenoptera; Braconidae. The record is from RefSeq and is a predicted model, not a curated record. Gene Ontology annotation, molecular function: protein binding; protein serine/threonine phosphatase activity.